Molecule: messenger RNA, 2432 nt
Organism: Sitodiplosis mosellana (orange wheat blossom midge)
Lineage: Eukaryota; Metazoa; Arthropoda; Insecta; Diptera; Cecidomyiidae
Gene: Nha1
Product: sodium/hydrogen exchanger 9B2
Exons: 11
Coding region: 213-2174 (653 amino acids)
Biological process (GO): proton transmembrane transport
Cellular component (GO): membrane
Molecular function (GO): antiporter activity
Source: RefSeq, a predicted model, not a curated record
AUAUACAUGACUAGCAUUUGAAACAAAAAAUAUUUUAAAACAAAAUUUGUUCGGAAGCCAAGCAUUCAGGCAGUGACUGCCAAACGACGUUGAUGUGCAUUGAGCUGCGUGCGCAGUGCGUGUUUAGAAUUAAAGCUUUAGUGUUCGACAAUAACUUAGCAAUUUCAAUACUUUUCGAAAAAAAAUAGUUUGCGUGCUAUAAAACAUUAAAUAUGUCACAACCCACUAUCGACUCAGAAAGCAUCGCAAUCACAUCUCAACCAGUAGCAUCACCUCCUCCAACGCCAAAGCGAAAGGUGAGCAUCGCUAAUGAUCCAGUAAGCGAGAGUCGCUACGAUAACUUGGCCUUUGAGCCUUGUUCCAAGCGAAAAACUUCUCAGACAGAUCACUCAGAACUGCAUCACAAUGCAAUUCCAACGCGAAAGCGAAGUAUUCUCGUUAAUGGAGGACAAGGCUCGCACGGCGACGGAGAGUCAAUUUACAGUCAUAAUUCACAUGAUAUUAAAACUUUAAGUGAAAUCAAGCACAAACCGUCAGAUCCUGACUUGAAUAGAAAAACACAGAUUGAACAUUCAUGGAUAUACACAUUUUGCAUAAAAUGUCGCGGCGAAGAUGAUACACCGUCUUGGGAGCCUCCUUAUUGGCAACAAGUAUGUCCAUUUCCACUGUGCCCCACAUUUCGCCAGUUUGCGAGACUGUGGUCAAUUAUUAUAAUCGGAAUCAUUGCAUGGAUAGCUCUAUACGUAAUAGUGGGUGAUACUGCAGCCCCCGGAGGUCCACUCUUUGGCCUGGUAGUCUUAGUGGUGGCGUCGAAUUUUGGUGGCUUCCUCAUGUCACUCACAACUAUGCCCAGACUGAUUGGCAUGCUAGCGACUGGAAUCCUUUUUCAGAAUCUUGAAUUGGUAAACCUUGGUUCGAGCACAGCUGAAAUAGCAGGUGUAACCAGUUACAUACGAAAAUUUGCACUUGUCAUAAUUCUGAUACGAGCAGGCUUAGAGAUGGAUCACGACGCAUUCAAGAAGGUUUGGGUAACAAUAAUUAAACUGGGUCUCGUACCAUGGACAGUUGAAUGUGUGCUGUGUGCAGUGCUAUCACAUUUCAUUUUUCAUAUGGAUUGGAUAUGGGCGUUCGCUUUGGGCUCCAUCAUUGCUGCCGUUAGCCCAGCGGUAAUAGUUCCCUGUCUUUUCCGACUUCGAACCAAAGGUUACGGUGUUGCAAAGGGGAUACCAACAGUUAUUGUUGCCAUAAGUGGUAUUGAUGAUGCAGCGUCUGUUGCAAUAUUUGGCAUUUUGGCAAGCAUUAUUUUCGGAACCGGUGGGUUAGCGUACCAAGUGAGCCAAGCACCGGUUUGCAUCAUAGGUGGUCUCUUGUUUGGUGUUGUUUGGGGCACUUUGAUGAAAUUCAUUCCAGAAAAAGGUGACCCUUACGUUAUCCCAAUAAGAACUCUAAUGCUUUUUGCCGGUGGAAUUUUGGCUGUUUUUGGAAGUGAACACAUUGGAUAUGAGGGAGCAGGACCAUUAGGAGUUGUCUUCGCUGCCUUUAUUGGUAACUACUUUUGGUGUAAAGAAGGUUGGGAGGUCGAAGAAAAUCCAGUGGGUACGGCAUUCGAAAUUUUCUGGAUGUUCUUUGAGCCCGCUUUAUUCGGUGUAACCGGCGCCAGCAUAAAAAUCAACGAACUUGACAGCCAUGUGGUUACAAAUGGUGUUGCCAUUUUAGUUGUAUGUGGAGUGGUUAGGAUUUGCGUUACAGCUUUGAUCGCAUUCGGCGACAAUUUAAAUUUUAGGGAAAAGAUAUUUGUUUCGUUGGCUUGUAUGGCAAAGGCAACAGUACAAGCAGCUCUAGGACCCGUUUGUUUGAAACGGUUGAACAAUGACAGUACAUCCGAAGAGAGACAUUAUGCAGAACUUAUCCUUAUGGUCUGUAUUUUGAGCAUUGUAGUAACAGCACCGAUUGGAGCGAUAUUGAUAUCGAUCACAGGACCGAGGCUAUUGACCAAAACUAAACAAUUGCCACCAACCGAAGGUUGGCGUCGAAGUCAUCGUCCCUCCUUAUAUGACAUCAGCAUUAUUGACGAAAAAGAAGAACGGGAAGAUCCUGAGAUGCAGGAAGACGUGGAAACAGUCGGAAAUACAAAUUCCAAUGCUAAUAAAACUGUUUAUUCCAUAACGAAAUAAAUUUGGCGUAUUGAAACUAUGCUAUUUAACAUCAUAAAGAUGUUAUAUUAAAAUUGCAAAAAGAGAAGAAUUGCUGCAAGUCCUCAUAUAUGCAAUAUAUCGAACGUAGAUUUGGUCAACAGGAACCUCCAGUUAAUUAGACAAUAAUCUCUGCUGUAGAUAUAAAUAGUAAAUGGAAUUAUGUUUUUUGUUGUUGUUGUUGUUUUCGUAAAUACAUCAACAUUACCAUUGGAAAUAAACAUUUUAAUAUAAAGAAAA